AUGUUCAGGCAGAUACAACUGCGCUGGAGCGGCCACCUAGUACGGGUGGAUGACCAACGAUUACCCAAACGACUGUUUUACGGUGAUGUCGCUGUGGGUGCUAGCCGCAAAGGAGGACAAAAGGGGCACUACACGGACAGUGAAGAACUCGCUGAAGCGCCUUCACAUCAACACGGCGACUGGGGAGGAGCUCACAAAGAACCGAUCUGCUUGGCGAAGGACGGUAAAAACUGGCGCAGCAAUCUACGAAGCCAGUCGGAUUGCCGUCGCAAAGGCGAAAAGGACGGCUCGCAAGUCUCAAACCCAAUAGAAGCAGGUUGUUAA
Molecule: messenger RNA, 324 nt
Organism: Dibothriocephalus latus
Lineage: Eukaryota; Metazoa; Platyhelminthes; Cestoda; Diphyllobothriidea; Diphyllobothriidae
Source: the annotation of a GenBank genome assembly